Molecule: messenger RNA, 462 nt
Organism: Strongyloides ratti
Lineage: Eukaryota; Metazoa; Nematoda; Chromadorea; Rhabditida; Strongyloididae
Product: DnaJ domain-containing protein
Exons: 1
Coding region: 1-462 (153 amino acids)
Source: RefSeq, a predicted model, not a curated record
AUGUCUAAAUGUGUUAAUUCAUUGUACUCGUUACUUGGAGUGAGUGAAGAUGCAUCGUUAUUGGAUAUCAAAAAAGCUUAUCAUUUAUUUUUAAGAACUAAUCACCCUGAUAAAACGGGAAUUCAAGGAAAUGAAGAUAUAAUUCAACAAGGAAUGUUUGCUUGGAAGCAAUUAGGAAAUGAAGAUACCAAAAAAGCGUAUGAUAAGUUUCUUCAGGAACAAAAGUUGCAUUUGUUGAAAAAUAAUUAUGAAUCUACAAUAUCAAGUUGCCAAGUGUUAGAUGAAGAUGAUAUCACACUACUAAAAAAUGAAGGAGAAAUUCUUAUUCCUUGUGUGAGAUGUGAUUAUGAUAUCAGAUUAUCGUUGUCUGAUUAUUUAUGUAUUUUCAAAGAAGCAUUCUUUGAAUGCCCAGCUUGUUCUAUGAUUACAAAAGUAAUUGUAAAAAAUAAUUAUAGUAAAUAA